Molecule: messenger RNA, 527 nt
Organism: Camelina sativa (false flax)
Lineage: Eukaryota; Viridiplantae; Streptophyta; Magnoliopsida; Brassicales; Brassicaceae
Source: RefSeq, a predicted model, not a curated record
GACCAGGUCUCAUUGAGAGAAUGCCUAGGGUGAGGAGAGGGUAUGCGCAUGUAGCAAACAAUAGAUACGAGAAAUGGCAAAUGUAUGCGAUCGGGGGAAGUGCCGAUCCAAUUAUCUAUAGUGAAGGCAACUACUUCGUUGCUCCCGACAAGCGUAGCAGUAAACAGGUGACGAAGAGAAUGACAACUGGAGCUGAUUCUAAAAAAUGGAAAUGGAGUACGUCUAAAGACGUUUUCAUGAAUGGAGCUUUCUUCGUGCCGUCUGGUGGAGCAGUCAAGCCGUUGUACAAAGGAGGAGAGGCGUUUCCGGUGGCCCACGGCUCUCUCGUCCCUUCUCUUACUUCCUCCGCCGGUCCUCUCCGUUGCUACGCCGGUAGAAUUUGCUAAUCAAUUACUCACCUCGUUUUAUUAGAAAACCACACACACACACACAAAAAAAAACAAUUUCUUCAUUAAACGAUAUGUAACUUUAAUUUUUGGUUAUUGCCUCACAGUUCGUUAAUAUUAACAGAAAAUUAACUCCCUUAA